AUGGGCUACUGCAACAACGGCUUCAGCGUGUCUGCUCGCUUCAACAAGCCCAUUGACGAUGUGCUCCUUCUGAAUGCCUUGAGGAUGAUGAUCCUCAAGAACCCGGUGUUCUCGCUAAAUUUCUUUCGUGAAAAAAAUGGUGACAGGAAACACAAUGGCGACAACUUCGUGGUGAGAUCGGUCCUGAAGAUCGCCUAUGACCAGGCGGUACAACCUUUGGAAGCCGCCAGUUAUGGGCCCGAGUUGUUGGAGCAGUUGGACGCCGUAGAAUUGCCACUUAAUGUGGACAGACCCACAUGGAAGAUGUUCAACGUUAAGCUUCGCAACAACGAGCCUUCGGUCUUGGUUUUUGUUUGCAACCAUAUAUUCUUUGACGGCAACGCUAGCGCCAAUGUCUUUGAUGAGCUACUCUGGUGCUUUGACGAAGUGGAAAAGUUGCAGCCAACCACGGUGAGGACUCAGUUAUUUAAUGCUGAGGCAGAUAACCUAGCUCCUCAACCGUCGCUGGAGAUUGUGGCGCCGCACUUGUACGAAACACCUACGCUUUACAAGAUCAAGACGUUGCUACUUGAGAUCAUUUUGCCUCAUUUCUUGGUUCAUUUCUUCUUAGUGUUGUUUCUGAAGGGGACUCCCAACACAUACAAGUACCCGAAAUUCAACCCAGUGCCACAGAGGAAAUUUAAUGUGCUGAAACACCGUCUUCUUUCCUUCACCCCGCUGGAGACUGCCCAGCUUUUGGCCAAAUGCAAAAUGAACGCCUUGACCUUGACCCCAUACAUAGGUGGUUGUGCCUAUACCGCUAUGCAAGAACACCUUGUGCCAUACGCUAACCGCAUUCAGGGAUACAAGCCAAGCCAACGGCGUAGUAUCAACAUUCCCAUUGCUCUUUGUGGGCGCCGUUAUAUUCCUGAGCAUGCCAUCCAACUGCGGUUUGGCCUCUACAUGUCACAGACACUACCCUUUGUUCCACCUAAGCUUUCGACAGUGAAGAAGGUGGGAGACCAUCUAAAGCAGCAGCUUGACAAGACCAUGGCUUCAAGAAGUGCCUUCAAGUUUGCCGGGAUGCUUCGGUACGUGAACGUAUGGGAUUGGUUCGAGGAGGAAAUGGGCGAUCGUAACGGACGUGGCGCCAUUGAAAUCUCCAAUAUCGGCUGCAAAAAAUUCUCCCGUGGAGGCUGGGAAGUAACCGAUAUGUUUUUCACUCAGGGUGUUUCUAUAACCCACCUCACCUUGUCGGUGGUGAGCACUCCGAAGGGAGGGCUUCAUAUCUGUGUGUCUUGUGUUGAAGAUAUGGACCACUGGGAGGAAGAUGGCAAAAAGCUUAUGGACGAAUUCCUUCUGCUGUUCAGAGCCACUUUAAUGUCUUGA
Messenger RNA from Candidozyma auris, 1368 nucleotides. RefSeq lists its product as uncharacterized. The coding region runs from base 1 to 1368 and encodes 455 amino acids. Lineage: Eukaryota; Fungi; Ascomycota; Pichiomycetes; Serinales; Metschnikowiaceae. The transcript has a single exon. The record is from RefSeq and is a predicted model, not a curated record. Gene Ontology annotation, molecular function: N-acetyltransferase activity.